Molecule: messenger RNA, 897 nt
Organism: Fusarium pseudograminearum CS3096
Lineage: Eukaryota; Fungi; Ascomycota; Sordariomycetes; Hypocreales; Nectriaceae
Exons: 2
Coding region: 1-897 (298 amino acids)
Source: RefSeq, a predicted model, not a curated record
AUGUCCUCCUCUCCUCUUCGCAUCGGCUUCGUGCCAGAACACUUCUCAACUCCCCUUCACUUCGCCCAGAAGCACUUUGGUCUCGAUGCAACUCUCAUCCCCUUUCCUUCCGGCACAGGCCACAUGGUCACCGCCAUCCGAUCCGGGGAGAUUGAUGUAGCUGUUGGUCUGACUGAGGGUUGGAUUGCAGGUCUGGGCAAGGAGGGCGUUGAAGGAGAUGGUGGAUAUCGUCUUGUAGGAACUUAUGUCGAGACUCCCCUGUGUUGGGCCAUCUCUACAGGCGCAGAGCGUCCUGAAAUCACCUCUGUCGACUCUCUUAAGGGCGGCAAGAUUGGCGUUUCACGAAUUGGCUCUGGCAGCUACGUGAUGGGCUUCGUCCUGGCCGACCAACAAGGCUGGCUGACCCCUGGCGCCGCAGAGAAACCCUUCAAAGAUACCGUGGUCCUCAACACCUUUGAGAACCUGCGCAACGCCGUCAACAGCGGCGAGGCCGACUUUUUCAUGUGGGAGCAUUUCACAUCCAAGAAGUUCUACGACUCGGGUGAGAUCCGCCGCGUCGGUGAAAUCUACACACCCUGGAGCAGCUGGAAGAUUGUCGCUUCGACAAAGCUGACGCAGGAUGGCUUGGAUGCUCGUGUGAAUGAUCUGUUUGGCAAGUUGGACCAGGGCAUUAAGCACUUCAACGAGAAUCAGGAGGAGUCUGUGGCAUAUAUCUCAAGCAGUCUUGGCUACACGGAGCCUGAUGCGCGGGAGUGGCUCAAGACGGUCAGGUUCCCAACAAAGACAGAAGGAGUUCGCUCCGAGGUGGUGCAGAAUACAGUCAACAUCUUGCGGAAGGCGGGAGUUUUGGCCGAGGGCAAGGGGAUAGAGCCUCAAUCCAUGGUCUUCUCUCGCUAA